UCUGAAUGCCAACUGAAAGUAUUACAUCUACAGGAAAUGAACAUUUAUUGAGGAAGCAAAGCCCAGGGAGCCUCAAAAAAGGUUACUAGAGACAGAAGAAUGUGGCUCAGAAGUCAGAUACUGCUCUUAUAUUGCAUUGCAAGUGAAGUUUGGACGGCACAGCAGCUUGACUCUAGAAGAAAUUUCUCUCGAGGACUUUACUCUGUUGAAGAUGGUGGUUCUGCAAAGUGGAACAGGCUAAAAAGGAGUAUUUAUCAGGGAAGGUCCUGCAGAGUACGAGGCUGCUGCACAGGAAGGAAUGAUGACUGCAGCUUUAACAUUGUCUCCAGAUCAGCCAUAUGUUACUGUGACCAGUUCUGUGCCUCAGAUUUUCCUGGCCCUGUAGAUUGUUGUGCUGACUACUGGGAUGUCUGUGUCCACCACGCUGAGCCCACCGGGUCAGAUGAGCCUUGGCCACCUCCAGCUUUGGGUUGUUAUAAAGAUGGCCGAUAUUACGGAGAAGGAACAAUAAUUAAAGACAACUGCAAUUCCUGCAAAUGCUUCCAAAAUCUCUGGAGGUGUUCAAAAGAAGUAUGCCUUGUUCGCCAGGACUUAAUCCAGCACAUCAAUUCUGGAGAUUAUGGAUGGAAAGCUGACAAUUACAGCCAGUUCUGGGGAAUGACAGUGGAAGAAGGUUUCAAAAAGCGCCUGGGCACCCUCCCUCCGUCUCAUUCCUUGCUGAGUAUGAGGGAAGCUCCAGGACACUCACUUCCAGAAGGAAAAUUUCCUGCAUUUUUUGUAGCCUCUUAUGCAUGGCCUGACUGGAUUCAUGAUCCUCUGGAUCAACGAAACUGUGGAGCAUCCUGGGCUUUUUCAACCGCAAGUGUAGCAGCAGAUAGAAUAGCAAUUCAUUCCCAGGGUCAGAUCACAGACAACCUUUCUGCUCAGAAUUUGAUCUCUUGUGAUACAAGUAAUCAACACGGAUGCAAUGGUGGAAGUAUUGAUGGUGCUUGGAGAUAUCUGAAAACACAUGGAGUUGUAUCGUAUGCAUGUUAUCCAUCGUUCUGGAACAACCAUCUGGGGCUGUCAGGUGAAAACCAUUGUUAUGUGUCAAGUGAAUAUGGAAAAAACUAUACAAAUGGUCCUUGUCCCAAUCCUUUUGAAAAAUCCAAUCGGUUAUACCGGAGUGCUUCUCACUACAGGGUCUCCUCAAAAGAAACCGAUAUAAUGAAAGAAAUCAUGGACAAAGGACCAGUGCAAGCUAUAAUGAAAGUGUAUGAAGAUUUUUUCCUUUACAAAGAGGGAAUCUACAGACACUCCCAGAAAGCAGGAUCUAAAUGGAAAACUCAUUCAGUCAAACUCCUUGGGUGGGGAGCGUUACCUGACAAAAAUGGACAGAAACAGAAGUUCUGGAUUGCUGCAAAUUCCUGGGGAAAAUCUUGGGGAGAAAAUGGUUAUUUUAAGAUUCUACGUGGACAAAACGAGUGUGAUAUUGAGAAGCUGAUUUUAGCUACUUUGGGAUAGCCACACUCUUCUGCUCUAAUUGUAUCUUGCCCUGCUUUGUGUAUCUAUUCUUUCCAUUGUUGCAUACUGUGUCUUUCCAGAUAAAUAAAAAUGUCUUCCCUAUAGGUUAUUUUUCCUUAUGCCUCAUUAGGGCUUUCUGACUCAAGUACCCCACAGCCAUCACAACACUCUCAGACAUCACCUGGUACACACAGUUCUUUGUACUAAUGGUUGGUUGUAUCCAGGGCUGCUGAAAACCUUGGGAUCUCACAGAACAGGGCAUUCCAUCCUCUGUCAUUCACAUCUCACCACUAUUUUUUAAUAUUACUAAUGGCUGAUUCAACAGUGCCUGAACUAAAGAGAGUUACAUUGCUAGUAUUCAUCUAUUUACAAUACAUACUCUGGCCACAAAUCAUUUUAGAAAUGUUCUGUGCUCAUCCACACAGAAUUGGGUCAGACAGUUCAUGGUCAUACUGGAUUAAAAAUUCCAAAGAAAUGUAAGCAGAGUUCUAAUGAUUUUCUGCCUUAGCUUGGAUAAGUUUUAUCUAUGUAUCACUAUAUCUUCCAGGAAAUUAAUUUUUUACU
Molecule: messenger RNA, 2067 nt
Organism: Calypte anna (Anna's hummingbird)
Lineage: Eukaryota; Metazoa; Chordata; Aves; Apodiformes; Trochilidae
Gene: TINAG
Product: tubulointerstitial nephritis antigen
Exons: 11
Coding region: 100-1503 (467 amino acids)
Biological process (GO): proteolysis
Cellular component (GO): lysosome
Molecular function (GO): cysteine-type peptidase activity
Source: RefSeq, a predicted model, not a curated record